This is a messenger RNA of Aquila chrysaetos chrysaetos, 6659 nucleotides long. RefSeq names its product phospholipid-transporting ATPase ID-like. Gene Ontology annotation, molecular function: ATPase-coupled intramembrane lipid carrier activity; magnesium ion binding; ATP binding. The transcript has 29 exons. The record is from RefSeq and is a predicted model, not a curated record. NCBI's taxonomy places the organism in Eukaryota, Metazoa, Chordata, Aves, Accipitriformes, Accipitridae. The coding region runs from base 617 to 4150 and encodes 1177 amino acids. Gene Ontology annotation, biological process: Golgi organization; phospholipid translocation. Gene Ontology annotation, cellular component: plasma membrane.
UCUGGAACUAAUUGGGGUGCCCCAAGCCUAGGUGCUCUGCUUUUCUGCUUUACUCUUUCGCAGCUUGUUGUGCUGAAGCAUUUUAUUUUUAAGAGAGCUACUACACUCUCCCUAUCUACAGGAAACAGAAUUAAAAAAAAAAAAAAGAAAAAAAAAAGGAAGAAUUUGGCAAGGAGCCAAGCGCGGUUACUGAAGUAAGAAGUAGGGAACUUGGAGUAAGUUUAGUUACCAGGACAUUGCAUGGCAGAGCGGGUCCACAGUGGAUUUUAAGGGGCUCGGAGACAAGCACGCGAUGCCCAUUUCACUGCGUAAAGAAGCUUUGCUUUCCUAGAUGAAUGUCCUGGCACUGUGACUACGAGCGAAGCUGUUGGUCUUGGGAGGGGAUAAAGCUGUGUGUAAAUGAGAAGAGAAGAGCGUACUGUAUUUGUUGCUGUGACUUUUACAAGCCUUCAAGGGGGAAAGCAAAUCCGUCGUUCUCUUUGGAACCAAAAAUUGAGCAAUUUGACUGAAAUAGUUAAUACACCAGAAGUUUAAAGGGGGUCCUUUGCAAACAUGUCUUUGCGUGGCACAUCAUUACAAGAAGUUCCAUGGAGUUGGACUAAAAUAAAGUUUUGGGAUGUCUCUAUUUGGAUUAAAAUUUGGAAGGAAGAAAUUGAAAGAGGAAGAGAGACAACUUCAAGCAAACAACAGGGAUUUUAAUCUGCAGUUUGAAUAUGCUAACAAUUCAAUUAAAACAUCAAAAUACAACUUCUUCACUUUCCUGCCUCUCAACCUGUUUGAACAGUUCCAGCGAAUAGCCAAUGCUUACUUUCUUUUCUUGCUGAUUUUGCAGUUGAUUCCUCAGAUUUCCUCGCUGGCCUGGUUUACAACGGUGGUGCCCCUAGUGCUGGUGCUGGCUGUAUCAGGAGUCAAGGAUGCCAUCGAUGAUUUUAAUCGACACAAAAGUGACAAACAUGUCAACAACCGCCCAGUCCAGGUCCUGAUCAAUGGCAUGUUAAAGGAUGAAAAAUGGAUGAACGUCCAAGUGGGGGAUAUAAUAAAACUAGAAAACAACAACUUUGUGACGGCCGAUCUACUGUUACUGUCGAGCAGCGAGCCGCACAGCCUGACGUACAUCGAGACAGCUGAACUGGAUGGUGAAACAAACCUGAAAGUGAAGCAGGCUUUGACAGUCACUGCAGAGCUUGGAGAAGAUCUUCAGAAACUGACAGAGUUCAAUGGUGAAGUCAAAUGUGAGGCACCAAAUAACAAACUAGAUAAAUUCACAGGAACUCUUACUCUUCGAGGAGAGAAGUAUGCCCUGGACAAUGAGAAGAUGUUGCUGAGAGGCUGUACUAUUAGGAACACAGAAUGGUGCUUUGGUCUCGUUAUUUAUGCCGGGCCAGACACCAAACUAAUGCAGAACAGUGGAAAAACAACUUUUAAACGGACAAGCAUUGAUCGGCUCAUGAAUGUCCUUGUGUUGGUGAUCUUUGCAUUUUUAGCACUGAUGUGUCUUAUCCUAGCCAUUGGCAAUGGCAUCUGGGAGUAUGAUAAGGGCUACUACUUCCAGGUCUAUCUGCCCUGGGCAGAAGGUGUCAACUCUGCCUCCUACUCCGGCUUCCUCAUGUUCUGGUCAUACGUGAUCAUUCUAAACACGGUGGUGCCAAUUUCGCUUUAUGUCAGUGUAGAGAUUAUACGCUUGGGUAACAGUUUCUACAUUGACUGGGACCGUAAAAUGUAUUAUCCGCUGAAUGACACGCCAGCUCAGGCCCGUACCACUACGCUCAAUGAAGAGCUGGGGCAGAUCAAGUACAUCUUCUCAGACAAAACAGGAACUCUCACUCAGAACAUCAUGUGUUUCAACAAGUGCUCCAUCAAUGGCAAAUCCUACGGUGAUGUGUAUGAUAUGUCUGGGCAAAGGAUAGAAAUAAAUGAGAACACAGAGAAGGUUGAUUUCUCAUACAACCAGUUAGCUGAUCCGAAGUUUGCCUUCUAUGACCAUAGCCUGGUUGAAGCUGUGAAGCUGCAUGAUGUCCCAACGCACAGGUUCUUCCGUCUGCUCUCACUUUGUCACACAGUGAUGCCAGAAGAGAAGAAGGAAGGUAACUUGGUGUAUCAGGCCCAAUCUCCUGAUGAGGGAGCCCUUGUCACUGCUGCCAGAAACUUUGGAUUUGUGUUCCGGGCUCGCACACCGGAGACCAUCACCGUUGUGGAAAUGGGAGAAACAAAAAUCUACAAACUCCUGGCUAUUCUUGAUUUCAACAAUGUUCGCAAGCGAAUGUCUGUUAUUGUGCGGAGUCCAGAAGGUGACUUGACUUUGUACUGCAAGGGGGCUGACACCAUUCUUUAUGAACUGCUUCAUUCAUCCUGUGACUCUCUGAAGGAGGAGACCACAGAACACCUGAAUGAGUUUGCUGGUGAAGGUCUGAGGACACUCGUGGUGGCCUAUAAAAACUUGGAUGAAGACUACUUUCAGGACUGGAUCAGGCGUCACCAUGAAGCAAGCACUGCCUUGGAAGGACGGGAAGAUAGAUUGUCGGAGUUAUAUGAAGAAAUUGAAAAAGACCUAAUGCUGCUAGGUGCUACAGCGAUUGAGGACAAGUUACAAGAUGGAGUCCCACAGACAAUUGAGACUCUUGCCAAAGCCAACAUUAAGAUAUGGGUUCUCACUGGAGACAAGCAAGAGACGGCAAUGAAUAUUGGUUACUCCUGCAACUUGCUGAAUGAUGACAUGGAAGAUGUUUUCAUUAUUGAAGGCAGCACACCCGAUGACGUACUUAAUGAACUGAGGAAUGCAAGGAAAAAGAUGAAGCCAGACUCCUUUCUGGACAGUGAUGAAAUCAACAUUCAGUUUGAAAAAUCUUCAAAAAAACCAAAACUUAUACCUGAUGAGCAAGCAAAUGGGGUGUAUGGUCUGGUUAUCACUGGCCACAGCCUGGCUUACGCGCUGGAAGGGAAUCUGGAGCUGGAGCUGGUGAGAACCGCCUGCAUGUGCAAAGUGGUGAUCUGCUGCCGGGUGACUCCGCUGCAGAAGGCCCAGGUGGUGGAGCUGGUGAAGAAGUACAAGAAGGCUGUGACGCUGGCGAUCGGAGACGGCGCCAACGACGUCAGCAUGAUCAAGACUGCCCACAUCGGGGUUGGUAUCAGCGGCCAGGAGGGGAUGCAGGCAGUCUUGUCCAGUGACUUCUCCUUUGCACAGUUCCGUUACCUGCAGCGCCUGCUCUUGGUCCAUGGCCGGUGGUCCUACAUCCGCAUGUGCAAGUUCCUCAAAUACUUCUUCUAUAAGAAUUUUGCCUUCACGUUAGUGCAUUUCUGGUAUGGCUUCUUCUCUGGCUUCUCAGCACAGACUGUCUAUGAUGAGUGGUUCAUUACGCUUUACAAUUUGGUAUAUACCUCCCUCCCAGUGCUUGGAAUGAGCCUCUUCGAUCAGGAUGUGGAUGAUCGUUGGAGCAUGCUAUUUCCUCAGCUAUAUGUGCCUGGCCAGCAGAACCUGUAUUUUAACAAAAUAGUGUUUGUCAAGUGCAUGAUGCAAGGGAUCUACAGUUCCCUCAUUCUCUUCUUCAUCCCCUAUGGGGCCAUGUAUAAUACAAUGAGAAGUGAUGGGAAGGCCAUUGCUGACUACCAGUCCUUUGCACUGAUGGCCCAGACCUGCUUACUGAUUGUGGUGUCUGUACAGAUUGGCUUGGACACCUCUUACUGGACAGUUGUGAACCAGUUCUUCAUCUGGGGCAGCCUUUCUGUUUAUUUUGCUAUCACCUUCACCAUGUACAGUGAUGGCAUGUACCUGAUCUUCACAGCCUCUUUUCCCUUCAUUGGUACAGCUCGAAACACUCUCAGCCAACCAAACGUGUGGCUAGCAAUCUUCCUCAGCAUCACCCUCUGUGUGCUGCCUGUAGUUGGCUUUCGAUUCCUGAAGGCUCAGUUAAAGCCAACUCCCAAUGAUAAAGUCCUGCUCAAGAUCAAAGAAGCCAAAAAGCGUCCACCUCCACCGUCACCCAAGAGACGCCUGCGUCGGACCAGCACCCGCCGCUCCGGCUACGCCUUCUCCCAUCAGCACGGCUUUGGAGCACUCAUUAUGUCUGGGAGAAAUAUGCGACCAAAAUCACCUUUUGCCACAACAGGAACAUUUUCACCAAAUAGUGACAAACAUAAACACAAAGGACUGUAAAAAAAAAAAAAAAAAAAAAAAAAAAAGACAAAAAAACAACAAAGCAAACCAAAGUAAAGGGCUGUCAGGAGAGGAGGCUGUGCGCCCUGCAAAGCACCAAGCCGGUGGCUGCCCAGAUAUCUGCCCUCUGGGCUACCAAAUCAAGGACUUGGGUCUUUCCUUCCACCCAUGUGCAUGCUCUGACUCCAGCUGCUUUUCCAAAGAGGUGUGCUGCUGCCAGGGAAGGUGGGCAGGGUGAAUUAGAGCUGGUGUAUGAUAUCCCAGAGGCCCUCCCUGGAACAAGAGAGAACAUGCUGCGGGAGGCAUCUCUGCUCCCUGAGAUUGUUCGUAACGCUAUUUUUUUUUCCUCCCUUUAACUACAUACCUCAGAGCAAAGAGAAGUCCAGGCUGAGGAAGAGGCUGAAUUGGUGAUGUCUUUCUCAUUCGCAUGCCUUUGUUUCUGUCAUGAAUCCACUCUGGGCCGUAUUACUGGGGUGACAGUAUUGACCCCAGGUGUGCCUUCGGUCCAGCCACACAACCCCCCAAUCCCCAAUCUUUGUAAUAUGUGUAAUUCUGUAGCCUUUUGACUGUACACAGGCACUUUGGAAGGAAAGAGUUGGAAAUAACCUCCUUCCAAACUAAUGGUUAAUCCAGUUUCUCAAGAGGUGGCCAGUGCCCAAACACCGCCUUCUUCCCACAUCUGCAGUCGGGAAGUGCUGCAAGCUCAGAGAAACCCUUAGCUGGUCAAGGGACAAGGACUUGACAUUCAUCAGCCUGCUCUGUUCUAUCUGCAUUGCAAAUCUGCUCUUGUAAAAGAUCAUUGUCCUCAGAGCCCUCUCAGGUUUUGUAGCUGGGCACCAGCCAUUUCAUUUAGACUUAAAAUAAAAGGGCAGAAGAAGCUUAGGCUCCCAUACGGAUCAAGCCGUAAAAUCUGGCCCUGAGAAGCCCAUGUCAUGGUUAGGGCUCAUCUGACCUGCCAGCACCAGGUGUCUCUCCCACCAUAACAGACUGAGGCACACGCAUAUCUGACUUGAUGGAGAUCACACUAGCAGUAUCAGAGGCAGAGAUGCUAUUUCACGACUAGUGCAGGGUGUCCUGCCCUUUACUCCACCGGUGCUGUUGCUCAGUGUAAGGGAUCAAGCAUGACCUGGUGGCUCCCUUACCCUCCCUGAGGAGUGGUGUGGUCAAGUUUCAGAGGAAUUUAGUGAGGGCUCAGGAGCUUCUGCAGAAUUUCUCUGUGCUGGCUAAUAUUUUAUUUGGGAAGAGUUCAUCUGUCAACCAUGAGUUGCAGAGAGCUGAAAAUCCUAUCAGUCUGACUGCCAGCAGAGGGACCUAAGAUGCACAGACGCAGCCGAAGACAUGGUGAUCCUGAGGGACUGGGCGAGCUCCAUAAUCAGCGGCGUUACUGGGUAGAAGGCCAGCAUGGCAGCAUCAGAGUCUGUCCUGCCAGCACUGCUGAGCUGUCUUAAUGGCGCUUUUUUGUGCAGCGGACUAAGCAGUGUUGGCUGUUUCAUUUUUUUCAGCUCCUUUAUACAAAUUUAGACUCCUUCCUUUUUUUGAAUUGGAUUUUUUUGCACAGUAACCAUCUGGUAUUUGUUGGGAGCUCUCUGACUUCAGUCUCUGAGCUAUCUGUGGAGGCAAUGUAUGAUGGCAACAGGGCAGCCAUGUCCCCAUUUCAUCCAGUCUGUGUAUACCACCUUGCUGCCUGUGUUCCCAGUUUCAGCAGUUACUGUGCAAGAUUGUUUAAGCUCUAAUAAAAGGUUUCAUCUCCCUGGGUUUAACUCGGCACAGAGAACUGUCUGUUGCACCUGCUGCUUUGGGAGGCUUGUUGCAAACUGUGCUAUUAAAUUUCAGAAUGGCCAGUGCAAAACUAGAGCUGGGACAGGAUCCAGACUUCAGCAGCCAGGAGAUGCUUGCGAGGGAAGGAGCAAAUUCUAAUCCGCUGAUCUCCCCUGCAAGGAGAUACCUAAGUAAAGUGAGAGCCUGCACACCGACUGAGGAAACCGCUGUGAUAUUUAGUGCUUGUCACAGGCCUCUGAUUUACCAUUCACUUUGCAGAGACAAUCAUGGCUUUUUGGUGAGGAUUAUGUCUUUCACAGCCUCUCUGGGGCUAGAGGGAAAAGAAUUUAUGCAGGUAAGCAGACAUCCCCACGCUACCCAGGCUGGUCUGUGGACCUACAGUCCUGUCAAAGCUGGUUCCUAGCAUGUAAUGCAGCAGGAUAUAAUGCAGAACAGCAGAGACGCAGACCUUUUGCUUACAGAGCAAGGCAACUCUGAGACUGUGUCACUCUUCUCAUAUGGUUUAUGUGCAAAGCACUCACCUUCUGGCUGAAGGGGAUUUGCAAAUGCUGCAUAGCAUGUGCAGGGGAUAAUAGAGCUGUUGGUGAACUUGCACCAGAUACAAAUAUUUCAGUGGUUUGACAAGAUCAGCAUUUGAAAUAUAUCAACUGGCAGUGAUGUCUGUCCUACAUCACUCCUGAUUUUGUAAUUAUUUUUUUUUUAAAUAAAAAGACAAUAUUGGGAUGACCAA